Molecule: messenger RNA, 1074 nt
Organism: Alternaria atra
Lineage: Eukaryota; Fungi; Ascomycota; Dothideomycetes; Pleosporales; Pleosporaceae
Exons: 4
Coding region: 1-1074 (357 amino acids)
Molecular function (GO): nitronate monooxygenase activity
Source: RefSeq, a predicted model, not a curated record
AUGCCUUUCAACACAGAGCUUACGAGGGCCCUUGGCAUCAGAGUGCCUAUUGUUCAGGGUGGUAUGCAAUGGGUAGGAUAUGCUGAGCUUGCUUCCGCUGUCAGUAACGCGGGAGGCUUGGGCAUAUUGACCGCUCUCACCCAACCCACACCCGAAGACCUGCGCAAGGAAAUCCGUCGAUGCCGAACCAUGACCAACAAGCCUUUCGGCGUCAACCUGACCCUCCUUCCUGCCAUGGUUCCCCCGGAUUAUGCCGCAUACGCCCGCGUUAUCAUCGAGGAGAAAAUCAACAUCGUAGAGACGGCAGGAAACAGUCCUGGACCGGUCAUCAAGCAACUCAAGGCCGCUGGCACUAUUAUCCUGCACAAGUGUACCACCAUCAGACACGCACAGUCUGCGGUGAAACUUGGCGUUGACUUCCUGUCCAUCGAUGGCUUCGAGUGCGCUGGACACGUUGGCGAGACAGACAUUACCAACUUCAUCCUGCUCAGCAGAGCCAGACAGUCGCUGGGCGUUCCUUUCAUUGCCUCGGGAGGUUUUGCAGAUGGUCAGGGUUUGGCCGCUGCGCUUGCCCUCGGAGCCUGUGGCAUCAACAUGGGUACGCGCUUCAUGUGCACUAUCGAAGCACCCAUCCACCACAACAUCAAGCAGGCCAUCGUCGAUGCGCAAGAAACAGACACCGCUCUCGUACUUAGGCGAUGGAAGAACACAUCGCGACUUUUCGCAAACAAGGUCGCGCUACAGGCUGUCGACGUCGAGAAGACCAGCACAACCGGCAAGUUCGAGGAGGUCGCUGAGUUUGUAAGCGGAAAGCGAGGACGUCAAGUCUUCUUGAAUGGAGACAAGGACUUUGGUGUAUGGACCGCUGGCCAAGUCAUUGGCCUCAUCCACGAUAUCCCCACCAAUGAGGAGCUCAUCAACCGUAUCGAACGAGAGGCUAUUGAGACAAUGAAGCAGAACCAAUCGCUCUUCAUCGAGGACGGGGAGAAGCCGGUCGCUGAGGGCGCCACAAUAAACAAGAAGUCGAACAACCCUCAAGCUGAGGUCUGGGGAAUCGGCAAGAGCAAGCUGUAG